UACUAGUUACUAUUCGCCUAUGUAAGAUGUCAAUAUAUUGUGUGUUCUGUAACUCGUCAGGAUCGCAACUACCGUCAACGGCCUUACAGUCUUACUGCUCUUAGCCCUCAUUCGUUUUUUGGAUUCAAUCUUGUCAUAAAAGUUGUACUUGUACCUCAAAUGUCGUUGCUAGCGACUAGCAGCCAUUUCGAAAAUUUGUCGUGAGGUGGAACGCGUCUUGUAGUGAAUACCUAAUGACUAUGUUGUAGACUUGCUGAGCUGGAUUGCUAGCAACAACGCGAGUGAUUACCGGUGCUGAGUUCAGACUGGACACCAGCCAUGGAGUCCGGACCGACAUCCGUCAGCUCCGGCGCUUGGGCUGUGAGCGGUGACGGAACUCUGAGUAUUCAUGUGCAGGCGAUGAGUGGCGAUGACCCCUGCUCGACAAUAGCGUGCGGACGCGGAACAGGCACGAUACGGGACUGCACGACGGUACGGCACAGCCUGUCGCUGGGUGCUGAUCUAACCAGCUUCGAAGUGCAAGUACUGGAGUGUAGCGUGGACGAGCUCAACUCGUUAGCUAUCGGUGCGGUACGGCGGACAUCUCGCCUGACCAACUGUAUGCCUGGUUGGGAGAAAGGUGACGUGGGCGUGCACUGUGAUGACGGACGUCUGUACCAAGGCUCAGCCAACGUCGAUGAAGCAUUGUCCUUCUUCUCUGGUGGCCUGGAGAAGGGAGACCGAUUCGCUUGUAGCAUUGAGUACCUGGAGUCUGACAAGAAAACGACCGAGAGUUCGGUUGGCCUGACAUUCACAAAGAACGACCUGCCGAUUGGCUGGACGGUUUCGAAAGAGAUGCCGCCGGGUGGGUUCUUCCCUGCUGUGGGGUUUCUAGGCCGUGGUACGAAAGUCGGUGUCACUGUGAACCGCACGCUGCUGCGACCGACAGAAAGUGGCGAUCUUGAUGCCCGUACCACAAGCAGUGACGAGCCGGUUAUGCUCAAGCCUCCGCCAUCACCACGACUUGGGGCUGCUGCUGUUGAGUUGAAGGAUUCGCAGCCGGUUGACUGGGGCAGAGUCAACGAUCACUUGUCGUCGGAGAGCGACGGUAGCUUGCGCUACACGGGCAAAGGCCUGGUGGGCAGUGACAUUGGACAUGCGCGCGCCUACAAGCCCCUGCUGGCGACGCGCUCCUACUUUGAAGUUCACGUUCUGGAGAGUGGCGAGCGGAGCCGAAUCGCCGCGGGACUAUCAUCGUCGUCGACUACGGACGAUACCACUCUGCCAGGCUGGCACGACAAGUCGAUAGCAUACCACGGCGACGACGGCUAUGUCUUUUUCGGGUCGGCCGACGACGCUAUUCCGGCUAGCCAGAAGCUAAAGUCGGGCGAUCGUGUUGGCUGUGGAUUGCUGUUCCCCGUCGUAGAGGCAGGCAGGACAAUGGCGGGCACUGUGCGCAUUGCUAGAGUCUUCUUCACGCUGAACGAAAGCGUCAUUGUGGCGCCGCAGGAGGUUCCGAUCCCUGCCGGUGGCUUCUAUCCCGUGAUUGCCAUGCUGUCUCCUGGUGCGCGCGUUACUGCUGCUUACCGUGCCUUCUUCAAGGAUGCACUUGACGCGACUGCGGAGACACCUGUCGCGGCACUGAAUAUCAGCGUGGACAACUUCAACCUCUUGCCCGUAGGUGCACAUGACAAGAAGGUGGCUGACAAGGACAUUGGCCUAGUGCUCUCUAAUGAUGAUCCGCAGCCCCAGACGAGCACACCUCACGCUGCCGAACCGCCUCGCCCCGCCAUUCCGAGGGCAGAGUGGACAUGCAGCGAGCGGGUGAGAAUCACCGAUCGGUCAGACGGUGCUGUCCAGGCCAGCGAACUGGAGAUGACUGGCCACGAUCAGAAGGCGUGCGUGGCUGGGUACACGCACUGUGACACGCCGCUUAGCGAUGCCUGCCGCGUGUUUGAAGUGGAGCUGCAAUCGCUGGCCGCUGAUGGCCAAGUUGCAGUGGGUAUCUCACCUUUGCCCAGCUGGAAAGAGUCCAUAAUAUUGCCGCCUGAGACUGUCAUGCUCCACUGCCGUACUGGUGAAGUACAGUGGAGUGGGCACUCGCAGAUAUUUAGUCCUGGACUGAACAUUGGAGACCGGAUCUCCUGUGCCCUGCACGGCAGUGGCAAGGAUGGCCAGCAAGAGCUGGUCUUUGCACGCAACGGUGUGGCCGUGGGUAGCAUUGUGGCCGACUUGCCAUCGGCAAACUGCUUCCCGUUUGUUGCACUAUGGCGUAACGGUGACCGCGUGACCGCCUCGAUAGACCCGAGCCGUGCCGUACCCGAAUGGCCACCCAUCAACAAGACAAUGCUGCAGUCGCCGUUGAAGGGUAUUCGCCAUAACGUGGCCGUCAAGGGACACUAUGUGUUCUCCGAGGCAGCCGAUUCAGACACCAGCAUCUACAGAUGGGAGCAGCCGCUCACCGCACAGUUUCCCUACGUCGAAGUGCAAGUGAUUUGCAGCCGCUUGCCGUCGGUGGUUGCACUCGGAAUUUGCAACGGCACCAGUACGGGUGUGCCGGGAAAGAUUCAAGGCUCGGUGGGCUUCUGUAACGGACACGUUGCCAUGUGGCCUGAGAAAGCGCGAUCGGCGACCGCCAGGAAGGUCUGCUCCAAAUCAUCAAAGUACUCGUUGGUGCGCCACAUGGAUACUGUAGGCAUGGGUAUCAGCUCCCAGGGCAUGGUAUUUCAAGGCAAGCCCAUCGUGUUCUUCACGCACAACGGCUACAUGGUGGACUCGCUAGAAUGGAGCACUUCUCUGCCUCUCGUCCCGUGUGUCAGCCUGGCAAUGAACGGCUGUGUGUGUGUCAACCCCGCUGCAAAGUGGCCGCCGAGUGGGCCGGCCACUGCACCGUGGCAGCACAUCAGCAAGCUGCGCUGCAACCAGAAUCUGCUGUGCUACACGCACCGAGGCGAGGGUGACGCAGACGUGGGGGUUGCCAUGGCAGCCCAGCCGUUCACGCGGACCAACGCCUACUGCGAGCUGGAGAUAGUCGACCCCGGCCGUGGUUGCUAUGUUGGUAUCGGAGCGGCGUGCUCGUCGGGUGGCCCGUACCACGGUAUGGUCGGAUGGCAAGAGGGCACCGUAGGGUAUCAUGCUGACGAUGGAAGUGUGUUCGAGCGCAAUGGCCAAGGUCGGGCGUUUGGACCACUGUGCCAGCAAGGUGACUUCAUGGGAUGCGGUAUGGAGUUCGAGCCAAUGUCCAACGAUGGAGUCGCACGACCAAAGUGCCUGUUCUUCACACGCAAUCAUCAAGUCAUUGGCUACACCAACUGCCCGUCAGUUCAGUCCCGCAACGUUCCCGGCGUUUCAUCGCGCAUCAAGUUUCACGCCAUGAUAUCACUGCACAGCGAGGGCGCCAUUGUCCGACCUCACCUUGGUGUCGACUGGCCUCUGCAGCGGAAUUCCCUGGGGCCUGGUAUGGCCCGUGGCUCGCUGCUCCGCUAUGUGCAGCCGCCUGGCAAGUAUGUAUACACCGGUGUACGCUCAGAGAGCUACGACACCGGGACGGUACAAGCCGCGGAGCCGCUGUCGAAGGAUGCACCCUACUUCGAGGUGCUCAUCGCAUCAACGGGUGGCAAUGGUGCCAUUGGUAUCGGUCUGGUGAGUGACAACUACCCUUUGGGCUAUCAACCUGGCUGGGCACAGGAGUCGAUUGCCCUGCACGUUGACGACGGGAAGCUUUUUGUCAGUGGACAAAGCAAGCCAUGCUGCUCACCCUCCGUGCAGGGAGAUGUCAUCGGGUGCGGCAUCAUCUUCCCGAAGACAACCCCGUUCAAGGCCGAGCGCUCAAGGAAGUCAGACAGCAAGAAGACGGUAGCAAGUGGAAGCCGCUCGACCGCUACGGUGUUCUUCACGCGCAACGGCAAGAACGUCAUGAGUGAGGAAAUCAAGCUACCACAGUACGGCUUCUUCCCCGCCGUGGGCUUGCAUACAUCUGGUGCUGAAGUGGAGGUCAGCCUGAAAGCAGCUUACCCUCCCCUGUGCAAGUUGGGAGAACAAUGGCAGCAGUCUGUUCGUUUGCAGUCCAGUAACAAUGGAGAGACAAUCUGGUACACUGGCAAGAGGACAUCGCAGCGCGACAGCGGCAUUGCGGUUGCACGAAAUCCGCUCGAGCAGGAACGCGCUCACUUUGCCGUCACUCUACUGGCGCAGGGCCAGACCGGUGGCAGCGUGACUGUCGGACUGGUCAACGAGAACUUCUCCGAGGACAUGCUGAGACCGGGCGAGGCUGAGAGCUCUGUCGGCUUCCAUGCAUCCAGCGGCGGUGUGUUCAUCACCGGCCAGCCGUCCAGGCUCUGCGCCAAGCCGUGCAGCGUCAACGACGUGAUCGGCUGCGGCAUCGACCUCAGCCUGUCGGUGACGCCCGGACGCCUGCAGCUCAGUGGCAAGGCCAACUCGCACAUCUACUUCACCGUCAACGGCAAGGUGGUCUCGCGCGUGCGCGUGCCGUGUGCUCCGCACCUUCUCUACCCGGCGGUGAGCCUGCACGGCGAGGGCGACAAGGUUCAGGUCGAGCUGGACAAUCCACCGCAGCUAGCCCGUGCAAAGCACCGCUCCAUUGGCUGGGCUCGCUCCCAUGAAGUCCAGCUGCACGGCAGCAUGGUGCGGCACCUGUCGUCCACGGCGACGGCCAUGAGCUUGCACCGCAAGUCAGACUCGCUGGGCAUUGCGCAGGCCGUGCUGUUCGACGCCAACAGCCAAGAGCAGUACUUCGAGGCGAUCCUGAUGUCGUCCGGAAAGCUCUGCAACGUGUGCCUGGGCUUUGCUCCGCUGGACAUGCCUGUCACUCAGGCACCGGGCACCUCACCGGGUAGUGUUAUGUUCAGUUUGGCAAAGGCCGCCGUCUUCAAUGGCCAUGACCAGGCCAAGAUCUGCGCCAAAGCAGAGUUCAGCUCGGGCGAUUCGUUCGGCUGCUACAUGGUGUGGCCGGACAGCGACGUGGCCAGCGUGUCUCAUCUUCCGCGCGGCACAGCUCAAGCGGUGUUCCUGCACAACCAUGAAGAGAUCGCUCGCUGCAUUGCCAAGAUCCCGGAUGGCCUGGACCCCUGUGAUCUCCUGCCCACGGUCACCCUGUGUGGCAAGGACGAGGAAGUCUUCUUCAACGCAAUGGAAGCACAGGUGCCUGCUGCUGUCAGGGCGUCCAACUGGCUUCAGUUUGCCAACAUUAGAAUGAAUGAUGAAGGCCAGUGCUCGGCCAAGCCGCAUCUAUCGCAGCCCGGACUGCUGCAGCUGAGUCAGCCCCUCACCGCAGAUACGUCUGGCUUCGAGGUCAGGUGUCAUGUUGAAACAUCUGGCGUGUACGUUGGUAUUGCGCCAGCUCUGUUCCCCUUCUCAGAGCAGAUGGGCCGUGUGCAAGGAAGUAUUGGAGUGGAAAUGGAGGGUGGAAUGAUCAUCUGUGAAGGCCAUCACGUUGCCGAUUGUCCACCGUUCGCUGAAGGAGAUGCACUGGGCCUGGCUGUGGAUUUCUUGGAGAACAGCAUUCUCGGCGGUAUACCGUAUCAUGCCGUGGCCAUCACGCGCAAUGGCUCGGUCGUCGGCAGAACAACUAUUGGUGUGAAGAAGGGCCACCACAUCCACCCAGCGUUGGUGAUCACUGGUGAUAAGGCCAGCGUCAAGAUGCACACAGCCCUGAGCAAGGUGCCACGGCCAGUCUUCAAUUCCAUCGGCUGGAUGCAGAUGAAGCGUGUGGUGGUGUCCAGCUACGGCCACUGUCUGCGCUACAGCGGCAGCGGUGAAGGCCCGCAUGACAGCGGUGUCGCCAUUUCCUCCACUGCCCUCUCACCAAUGAACAACUACUUUGAGGUUGCAAUAUGCACGAGUGGACGUGACGGCUCCAUCGGUAUCGGCUUAGUGCACCCCGAGUAUCGCUGUGAUCAUAUGCCUGGCUGGCUGCCUCUAUCGGUUGCGUACCAUGCCGAUGACGGCGGUAUCUUCCUGGGACUUGGCAAGACCGACAAGUUUGCAUCACAGUGUCAUCGCCUGGACGUGAUGGGAUGUGGCAUCAACUUCUCCGCCAAGCCAACGGAAGCCGGCAAGAUCGAAGUGUUCUUUACACGCAACCGCAAUGUCGUAGCAACCGAGUAUUUAGCCGUGCCGCCAACCGGUCUCUUUCCCGCCGUCGGCAUGCUGUCACCAGGAGAACGGGUGUUUGUCGACUUUGUUCCAUGGCAAGAGGAUGAGCAGGCACUGAGUUCAGCGGUGGUGAAUGACACCACUUUUCACAACGACACCACAAGCUAGCUAGCUGCCAACCGUGCUGCUUAGCCGGGAAGACGACGGGGCCAAGUCGGCCAGUGGACAUGCUCGGCAGCUAGAUGAAAAAGUGCCGGCACGCAAUCGGUGUCAACAAGGCAUGCCAACAAUGUCCACCACUGAGCAACCGCGGCCACAAGCUGUAUGCACUCUGGGCUACCCGCGUCGGAGUCAUCCGCACAUGCUUUUCUAAACUAUGCCAGCCUAAGUUCCUCGGAGAGGAAGGCUAGACUAUUAUUGUGCACCUUUCUGCCGCAAACCUCCUCAUCUUUAUCCCGUUACCAAGACAUUCUCAGAGCUUUUCGUUUAUUUCGAAUUUUUAUGAUGCCACAGAUGCACACUUCCAAAUUAUUCCCUCGCCACAUGUACAUGUACUGUGACCAUCCCCACACUUGAGGCUGCUAGGAGGCUGCAUGGAUUUCUUGAAUAUGACAGAGCUGUGAACCUGGCAAGGUUACCCCUAUCCAUGAGAUAGACAUGAGAAUAAUAUUUACAAUAUGUAACGUUAUACUCGUGCAUGUCGAAUCCAUUUCAAAGUAGGUUAUACAGUCGUCCCUCUCUAAUCCGGCACUUGUUUAUCCGGAACCCUUGCCAACCGGCGCGCUUUCUGAUGACCCCCCCCCCCCCGCCCCCGAUUUUUUUCGUUCAAUUCCUACAUCUUAAUCCGGCACUUGAAUUCCGCC
Messenger RNA from Sycon ciliatum, 6956 nucleotides. RefSeq lists its product as uncharacterized. Bases 319 to 6261 code for a protein of 1980 amino acids. The record is from RefSeq and is a predicted model, not a curated record. Lineage: Eukaryota; Metazoa; Porifera; Calcarea; Leucosolenida; Sycettidae. Gene Ontology annotation, molecular function: protein binding. The transcript has a single exon.